CUGCGCAUGCGCGUUGAGCCUGCGCGGUCCCUUCAUGACAGCACGCAUGCGCGGCCGGUGGGUUUGGCGCAUGCGCAGUGGUGCGCCCGAUCUGGCUGAGGGGAGCGUCGCGGUGCCCGUUACUCUUCUUUUAAGCUAGGAGAAGUCCCAACAGAUCUCACCCUCUCAGAAUGGCAGACCAGAAGCGCCUUGCAUACUCCAUCAUCCAGUUCUUACAUGACCAGCUACAGAACGGGGGGCUUUCUCCAGAUGCUCAGGAGAGUUUGGAAGUGGCCAUCCAGUGCCUGGAAACAGCAUUUGGAGUCUCUCUGGAAGACCAAGGCCUUGCAGUGUCACGGACUCUGCCUGAAAUAUUUGAAGCUGCUGCAGGAAAGGAGCCUGAACACAUCAGAGCAAACUCGGAGCCAGUCACCCCCUCUGAAGACGACAUAGCUGAAGCUGAAAGGCUGAAGACUGAAGGAAACGAACAGAUGAAGGCAGAGAACUUUGAAGCUGCUGUGUCUUUCUAUGGGAAAGCAAUUGAGUUAAAUCCAUCCAACGCUGUGUAUUUUUGCAACAGAGCUGCUGCGUACAGUAAAUUAGGAAAUUAUGCUGGAGCAGUCAGAGACUGCGAAAGAGCAAUAGGCAUCGAUCCAAACUACAGCAAAGCUUACGGCAGAAUGGGCUUGGCUCUCUCCAGUUUAAAUAAACACACAGAAGCUGUUGUCUACUACAAAAAAGCUCUGGAGCUCGAUCCAGACAAUGACACGUAUAAAUCCAACCUUAAAAUAGCUGAACAGAAAAUGAAGGAGACUCCCAGUCCGACCGGAGGUCCCGGAGGAUUCGAUUUAGCUGGCUUGCUGAACAACCCUGGCUUCAUGAGUAUGGCAUCUAACCUAAUGAACAAUCCACAAGUACAACAGCUCAUGUCUGGGAUGAUUUCUGGUGGCCAUAACCCCAUGGGAGCAGCAGGCACCAGCCCCUCCACAAAUGACCUUGCCAGCCUCAUACAAGCGGGCCAGCAGUUUGCUCAGCAGAUGCAACAACAGAAUCCUGAACUAAUAGAACAGCUACGAAGCCAGAUCAGGAGUCGAACUCCAAGUGCCAGCAAUGAAGAUCAGCAGGAAUGAGCAUUACAGUGCAGUCCGUGGGAUUCACCUUCUUUGCUUUACAAACUGGAAGCCAUGUGCGUGGUGCCAUUUGAAUUGGAAGUGUCCAAGAAGGGGAGAGAGGGGAGGGGGGGGGAUAAAACAAACCCACCCCCAACACAAAAUCCUUCCUAUGACCUGCAUGUUCAAGACCAGCUUCACACUUUUCUUCCCCCAGUCUUCGUCCUGCUCCUCCCCCUCCACCUUUCCCAUUAAGUUUUCUUCUGGAAGAUCCAGCAAACACCAAACCAGCACCAAACAGUCUUUCUAAAGAGACUCAGUCAUUCACGACGCUGUUACAUUUCUAUGGUCUUUGCUACGUUGGAGGGCAUUUUUUAACCCCUUUUUGAAGAACGAUGAGCUCUUCACUACAGGACACCUUUGCUUUCCUGCCUACACUUCAAAGAAGUGUUGGAGUCCCACCUCCAUCCUGCUUCCCCUCCAUCUUCCUGCCACUUACAAGACAGUGACAUUGGAGACCACUGGAUCUUCUUACCUCCAAGGACAGGCUUUCUCUUGAUGUUACUCAUUCAGGUCUGUAGCAACGUUGUGUUGUUCACACACAUAGGAUCCGAUGGCUGCCUCUCUAAGGUUCCCAUCAUUAUAUUGGAUGGGUUGGGAUUGAUGAGGUAGAACGAGCGUUUCCAGUUACACCUCUUGGGGUCCAUCCCCAACCUUGACAAGAACUCAUUUAGUGUUAAUAGUAAUUAGUGUUGGAAUGAGCCAAUCUGUGAACUAGUCGGGUGGACAUUAAGGAAAGAUAUCAUGUUUUCGGUGUUUAAAAGGUUUCUCUUUUGCUUUUUGAUGCAUGUAAGUAACCAACCCAGUUGAUAAUAGGAGUAAAGAGAAGGAAGGAUGGAAUAAGAAGCAGAAGGAAUCCAAAUGCUCCUUGGAUAUAGAAGGAAAUACAUGGAAAUAGAGAAUGAAAGGGCUGCUGGUUCAAUGUGGGAGGAUGGAGGAGAUCCUUGUUGCUGGAUACCUGCAGCUUCCCACCUCCCACAGCAUCCUGGAUGGGGAUGGAGGCUUUGGGAUCAGCUAUAGGGCUGUAUUAAAGGGUUUUCUAAUGUAUGGGGCCCUAUUGCUGGGCAUGGGGGCAGCUGGAUGGCUGAGGAUUGAAUGGGAGAUAUAGGAGACCUGGUGGUACGAAUGAGCAGGUAUGUUGAAUAUCAAGGGAAACCAACAGAUCUGUACAUGCUCCGUAAAUUUAAUCUGUGGUUCAUGUAAACUCGUGAAGAAUAAACUAUUUGGACACUCUUUGCUAUCUA
Coturnix japonica (Japanese quail) is the source of this 2392-nucleotide messenger RNA. It is a transcript of the gene SGTA, whose product is annotated as small glutamine rich tetratricopeptide repeat co-chaperone alpha. Gene Ontology annotation, cellular component: TRC complex; membrane. Gene Ontology annotation, biological process: post-translational protein targeting to endoplasmic reticulum membrane. The record is from RefSeq and is a predicted model, not a curated record. Gene Ontology annotation, molecular function: protein binding; molecular adaptor activity. Lineage: Eukaryota; Metazoa; Chordata; Aves; Galliformes; Phasianidae.